This is a messenger RNA of Diorhabda carinulata, 2506 nucleotides long. Its product is annotated as putative nuclease HARBI1. Bases 1119 to 2249 code for a protein of 376 amino acids. The record is from RefSeq and is a predicted model, not a curated record. NCBI's taxonomy places the organism in Eukaryota, Metazoa, Arthropoda, Insecta, Coleoptera, Chrysomelidae. The transcript is spliced from 5 exons.
CGCAAAUAUGGCAGGAAGCUAUGGGAAUGAAAUAUAGACCACUAUGUGGCCAUGUUAGAAUCUGCAAUGAGCAUUUCACAAAAGAUAGAUUUGUGCCGUGUACCUCAGUUUUACGUUUGAAAGCUGAUGCAGUGCCCACAAUUCUGGAAGUCCAGAAGGACCAUGUUAUGAAGGGACUGGACCAGAUAGCAAAUAAAAAAGUAAACAUUAUAUCCCAAUAUAUAAUAAAGCCAGAACCACAGACUCUUUUGGAUUUCAAAUCAUUAAGUAAUACAAACAGUGAAGUUAUUGAACAUGAGAAAACAAAUUCCUCGCAGUCACCAUCCCAACGGACUGUCACACCAAUUUCAAGUACAGUUAGAUGUAGAAGGACUCUUUUUAAGGACGUUGAAGGCUUGUGUUCAACACAGAUAACACCAAGAAAGCAAAAGUUGAUGGUUAUUGUGAAGAGGAAGCAGGGUCGCAUAAGAAAAUUAUAAAAAGUUUGCAAACAAAAAGGGAAAAGGAUUAAAACUUUAGAAAAUAUAGCAAUGAAUAAUUGUUUCAAAAGCAUGCCAUCUACCAUAUCUAACUUUAUGAUGUCUCAGAUUCGUUGUGCCAAGCGCUCGCCACAUGGAAGACGGUGGACACUGGAUGACAAAAUAAUGUCUUUAGCGAUUUAUAAACGAAGCCCAAAAUGCUAUGCUUUAUUAGAACGUCUCUUAGUACUUCCAUCAAGAAGAACACUUUUUUCAUUACUGCAGAGCAUUCCUUUCGAUGUGGGAAUUAAUGAACGCCUUUUCCUUCAUCUGGGGCACUGCCUUUAACGAUUUGAUGAAAAGGAUCGUUUUUGCACGCUGGCCUUUGAUGAGAUGGCAAUAAGGGAACAUAUAAAAUAUAAUCCAUCGGCUGAUUGUAUCGAAGGUCUGGAAGAUUGUGGAAGCGGUAAGAGAACCAGGCAGUUGGCAAGAUAUGCCCUAGUCUUCUUUGCCCAAGGAAUUUGCUGAGCAUGGAAACAACCUCUUGCCUAUUACUUUACAGCCAACGGCGUUUCUGCACAGAAAUUGCAGUGUGUACUGAGAGAGGUGUUAGAUGCUGCGAGUAAGGCUCACAUUCCCAUAGUGGCCACCAUUUGUGACAUGGGCACUGCUAACGUGAGAGCUAUAAAAGACAUGGGAUCAGACAUUAAUAAUCCUUACUUUGUGCACAAUGAAUUGAAAAUAUUUACCAUAUUUGAUGUGCCACAUCUAUUGAAAUGUUUUCGGAACCUAUUUCGGAAAUAUAAUAUUUUGCUUCCCACUGUAACCGUUGCUACUCAACAACAAUUAAUGCAAGCCAGGUGGUCAGAUAUAAAAAUUGCUUAUGAGCAAGACAAGAAAAAUCCACUGAUCUUUCGCAGUCUACAUAAGUUAAAAGAUUUUUAUUUAUAUCCAGUAGGCCAAACAGCUAUGAAAGUUAAAGUUGCUGCACAAACCUUGAGCCGAACAGUGUCUGUAUAUUUAUAUAAUUUAGUGCAACAAAACAUUUUGCCACCACGAUCAUUAGCUACUGCAACCUUUAUUCAAGAAAUGGAUGAGUUAUUUGACAGCCUAAAUGCUUCAGCUAGAGUUGCACCUGAUGGCAAGCCGUUUAAAUGCAUCGUUUCCGAAGAAUCAGGCCACACUUCGUUUUGGGAAGAUGCAUUCAGAAGAGUAAAUCAAUAUAAAUUUAUAAGAAGUAUUGAAAUUGCAGGCACCUCAGUAAGUAAUUACAGCAACUCUAGUGCAUUUGCUGUUGACAUUGCAAAUGCUGUAGAAAUUGGUUCUCUUCAGACAUUAUCGGUUGCUUAUGUCAGCGGUUUUAUAAUUAAAAAAUUAUUUUCAAACUUUGUUUGCGAUAGAUGCAGUUACAUCUUGAGCUCAGAUGACACUGAGCCAUGUAAUCAAUUUAUUUCCAGUAAGGAAUUCUCAAAUUCUAAGAAUAAAUUGUUUUAUCCUUCUAAACAGUUCGUUAUUGCGGUUGGUAUUGGUAUUACAGUUUUAGAGAAUAAGCUACCGAUUAUUUGUGAAAAGAAUAACCUACAAGAUGUAGCAACAAAUUUGCUUAACCAAGAAAUUGAUUUCUCAUUUAUUACUUGUGAGGAACAUUUUUACUUUUUGAAAGAUUUUUUACUUAAAAGUAUAUGUAGAAUCGGAAUCCCAUGGUACUGUACAAGACUUGUCCGAAAUUUAAGAUCUGAAGCCAGCCGGCAAAUGUCAGCACGCACAAAAAGAAAAAUUUUGCAUAAAUAAUAACAAUACCAUUAAAUGUCUACUUCUUGGACAAUUCAUACACCUACAGUACCAUCAAAUUCUGAUUCAUUGGGUCCACAUUUACAAACAACUUUGUCCUCUUGCAUAACGUUUUGUUUCAGUUUUCUUGGAAUCCCUAUGAUCUAAUGUUACUAGUUCUCAUUCAGUCUGUGUUUGUUAUGAAAAGAUGUGGCAUAGCAUUAUUAUUAUUGUGAAUCUUUGUUGUACUUAUGCAAAUACAAUUUGACAAAGCUCAA